Messenger RNA from Sphaeramia orbicularis (orbiculate cardinalfish), 1116 nucleotides. RefSeq names its product pejvakin (gene pjvk). The transcript has 6 exons. Gene Ontology annotation, biological process: programmed cell death. Gene Ontology annotation, cellular component: cytoplasm. The record is from RefSeq and is a predicted model, not a curated record. Lineage: Eukaryota; Metazoa; Chordata; Actinopteri; Kurtiformes; Apogonidae. The coding region runs from base 4 to 1116 and encodes 370 amino acids.
AAAAUGUUCGCAGCCGCCACUAAGAACUUUGUGAAGCAGGUUGGAGACACUGGGAAGCUGAUUCCUGUCCCCAGCCUGAGUGAAGCCGACCGCUACCAACCCCUCAGCCUGGUCACCAGGAGGAGGAAGAGGCAUUUCUGGAGGAAGUACAAGUUCGCAUCAACACCUUUUUCGUUGAAAGACAUUCUAGUGGGGGAGAAGGAGAUCACAGCAGGGGUGUCCUCUUACCAGCUCCUCAAUUAUGAGGACAAAUCGGAUGUGGCCCUCAACGGCCGACUGGGAAACCACAUCAUCAAUGACGUGGGGUUCAACAUCAGCGGCUCCGACUCUGUGGCUGUCAAGGCUUCGUUUGGAAUCGUGACCAAACAUGAGCUGGAUGUGCCGACUUUACUGAGAGAGCUCAACUCCAGGAAGGUGGACCUGGAUCACUGCCUCGUUCGACAGUCCAAGGAAAGUGGGCAGAGCAUUCUCUGCGUGGUCAUCGAGAGCAUCCGCACCACUCGCCAGUGCUCUUUGACCGUCCACGCCGGAAUGAGAGGAAGGACCAUGAGGUUUCAGAUCGACGACGGCAGAAACCCCAAAGGCCGAGACAAAGCCAUCGUGAUCCCCGCUCACACCACCAUCGCCUUCAGCAUCUGUGAGCUGUUCAUCCGUCUGGACGGGCGGCUCGAUAUCUGUGUUGCACUGGAGUCUCAGGGGGGGUUUGAAAGGGAGCAGAUCAGGGAGCAGCUUGGUGGUUUCAUCGGUCGCUUCUCCAUGGGUCGACUCCGCCGGUUCUUAUCUGGGAUCAUCUACGGAAACCCUUUCAGAGCAGAUGACAGAACAUUUGAGACGCUCACCUACUCUGACACCUACAUAGACGAUGCGGUGACCGACUACUAUGAGAAAUCCGCCAGCAUGACGGAUGUGUCCACGGCUUAUCUGAGAGAGAGCCCACACACACGGGUUAACCUCCUGAAACACAACAUCCCAAAGGGGCCGUGUGCGCUCUGUGGCAUGGGCAACCAGAGGCGGGAAACUGUUUAUGGCUGCAUGGAGUGCUCCUCCGGGGGCCAAAAAUAUAUCCGCCUUCACGCCAUGCAUUGUUUUGACCUGUGGCACAAAAUGCUGAGGUGA